AUGAGUUAUAACAAUUUUUUCUGACCGUUUUAAAUAUUAAAAUUUCAAAAAGAAAAAAUUAACCAAACUUGAAUUUGCAAACUGGUUGAACGAACUGUCACAUGACGUCAGACGAACAGGCCAAUCGGGCUAAGGCGCUCGGGCAGAGAGAACAGAAGGAGCAGACAUUUCCCAAACUCUUUACGUCGCACAGCAUUCCAGUUAGACGGGUAAACCAUUGAUAUUAACAGAAGAAUGAGACUGCUGUUUAUCUUUUUACUAGUUUGUCUAGUAAUAGCAUUAUCUGUUGCAAAGAAGCAUCACCAUAAAAAUCAUCACGAAAAGAAACAUUUUCGAAAAACCGAAAUAGAAAAGGAUGUGCUGGAUUUAAUUGCAGAGGAUGAUGCCGAAGAAGAGAGGAAAAAGAAGAAACUGAAACAGUUUGAGAAAUUAGAUGAUAUUAUACUCAAUGGGGGAUAUGAUGAAGAUCCUUGCCGUCGUCACCACUGUGGAGCCGGAAAGCAGUGCGAAGUAGAUGCCGAUGGAAAACCGGAAUGCGUGUGUGUGAAGGCCUGUCCGAGAGAAUUGGACGAGAGAAGAAGAGUGUGCAGUAAUCAUAAUGAAACGUGGGACAGCGACUGUCAUUUGCACAGAAUGCGUUGCCUCUGCAUGGAAAAUGACGCACUCUGCCGUCACAGAAAAUAUAAACACGUUCAUAUUAAUUACUAUGGAGGAUGUAAAGAAAUUACUCCUUGCAGAAAAGAAGAGCUUGAAGAUUUCCCUCGUAGAAUGAGAGAGUGGCUAUUUAAUGUUAUGCAAGAUUUGGCUCGCAGAGCAGAACUAAAAGAACCCUACAUUCAACUGGAGAAUGAAGCAGAAAGAGCGUCGUCUCGCAAAUGGGUGAAUGCUGUAAUUUGGAAAUUCUGCGACUUGGAUGUCCAUCCACAUGACAGAGUUGUAAGUCGCCACGAACUGUUCCCGAUCAAGGCAACCCUAAUGUCUAUGGAGCACUGUAUAGCUCCAUUCUUGGAUGACUGCGAUGCUAAUAAUGACCACAGAAUCACUCUCCUGGAAUGGGGAAAAUGUCUGGGACUUGACAGUGAUGAAAUUGAAGAUAAGUGUUCCAUGAUAAGAAAGAAGCAUGGAUAAGGUUCAAAAGCAAACUGGAAAAAUGGUGCUAAUCAGAGCCACAGAAAGCUUAGCUUGCAUAUCUCUGGAAAUAUCGGUAUAACGUCUAGAUGUAAAAAAUCAAAAAAUCAAUCAAUCUUCAUCCUAAAACAAUGUAACUGGCAGCUAAAAUUAUGUAUAUGGUUAUUGUCUUAUUACUCACUAUUCAU
Centruroides sculpturatus (bark scorpion) is the source of this 1316-nucleotide messenger RNA. RefSeq names its product SPARC-like. Gene Ontology annotation, biological process: anatomical structure development. Lineage: Eukaryota; Metazoa; Arthropoda; Arachnida; Scorpiones; Buthidae. The record is from RefSeq and is a predicted model, not a curated record. Gene Ontology annotation, molecular function: extracellular matrix binding; protein binding; calcium ion binding. The transcript has 8 exons. The coding region runs from base 235 to 1128 and encodes 297 amino acids.